UAUUAGCUUUUUUGCAGUAUAUACCUGACCGACUGAAGGUCUACCCAUGUUGAUCGUGUUAUAAGAAUCGUUUGUCAGAAGUGUGUUCUUACGAAUGAAACAAACGUGCGUAGAACAUCGUCCAGACAUACUGCAAUCAGUUAACAGAAGGAAUUCAAUACGAUCAAAGUACAGAGGUGGAAAGAUGGGUCGGAGAAUUAUAGGAACACAUAUUUUGUUGCUCCUGUUUUGUUUCUCGAGCGUCUGUAGUGCUGAUGAUGGUUUUGUACGUGUGGUGCUGAAGAAAAAGCCACUAGACCGCUUUAGUCUAACUGGUGGCAGACUUACAGAAAAAAGACAUGACUUUGAGUAUGCAAAUAUUCAGAAGUUUAGUCUUCGAGAAGGGCGAGACAAUGGAGAUUAUGUGUUUUUGAAUAAUUACCUGGAUGCACAGUACUAUGGCGAGAUUGGCAUCGGAACCCCACCUCAGAAGUUUACUGUUAUAUUUGACACGGGAAGCUCCAAUCUUUGGGUGCCUUCGUCUAAAUGCCACUUCUCGCUAGCUUGCUAUUUUCAUUCAAGGUACAAAUCAUCAAAGUCAAGCACAUACCAAGAAGAUGGAGAAUCCUGUGAGAUCCAAUAUGGCAGUGGAUCAAUAUCCGGUUUCUUAAGUAAAGAUGAUGUCACAGUUGGGAAACUUGUUGUGAAACAUCAGGUCUUUGCUGAGACUACACAUGAACCAGGGUUAACAUUUUUGUUGUCUAAGUUUGAUGGCAUCCUAGGGCUUGGUUUCAAGGAAAUUGCUGUUGAUGAUGUUGUUCCAGUCUGGUACAACAUGGUAAACCAAAGCCUUGUCCAAGAACCAGUCUUCUCUUUUUGGAUGAACAGGAAUGCAGAUGAAGAAGAAGGAGGAGAGAUAGUAUUUGGAGGCAUCAAUAGUAAACGCUUCAAGGGUAAACAUACAUUUGUGCCUGUUACAAAACAGGGUUACUGGCAGUUUGAUAUGGGAGAUUUUCUUAUUGGCAAUGAAUCAACAGGCUUUUGUGCUGGAGGCUGUGCUGCUAUCGUAGACUCUGGAACUUCUCUGCUGGGUGGCCCAUCAGGCAUUAUAGCACAAAUCAACCAUGCUAUUGGGGCAUCAGGUAUAGUAAGCCAAGAAUGUAAAACAGUUGUAUCACAGUAUGGAGAUCUGAUAUUGGAGCUUUUGACAAAAAAGGUAGUUCCUCAUGCUAUAUGCUCACAAAUUGGCUUGUGCUUUUAUGAUGGUACAAGGCAUGUGAGCAUUGGAAUUGUUGAUUUACCAGAAAAAGAUCUAAGUGAAGCAGAAACAUCUUCAGGUUUUGAUAAUGGCUUGUGCAGUAUUUGUGAGAUGGCAGUUGUUUGGGUGGAGAAUCAACUUGCUCUUAACAAGACAACAGAGCAAAUUCUAAGCUACUUGAAUCAACUCUGUGAGCGAUUGCCAAAUCCUAAUGGAGAAUCACUUGUUGACUGUGAUCAACUAUCAAGCAUGCCAAAUGUAACGUUUUCUAUCAGAAAUGAAAAAUUCAAGCUCACUCCAUAUCAGUACAUUCUUAAAGUUGGUAAAGACCCUGUUGCUCAGUGUGUAAGUGGUUUUAUGGCCUUUGAUGUUCCUCCUCCACUGGGUCCUAUAUGGAUUCUUGGAGACAUUUUCAUGGGUGCAUAUCACACAGUUUUUGACUUUGGGAACGUGAGGCUGGGCUUUGCUGAAUCUGUCUAACAAUGCAUGAAUACAAAAGCUAUGUUUUAUUCAAAUUAAUAGGCGUUUGACCUUGUUGAACAUAUAGCAUCCAUCUGUGAAACACCAGAAUUCUCCCCUUUAUUACCUUCGGAUAUGCCUUAUAUGUAUAAAUUCAAGAUACCCCUCUUUAUAUUAAUGUGUAAAGCAGGAUUACCUAAAUGCUUUCUUUGGGAACCCUUAUUAAAAUAUCCAAGUUCUUACACUAGCCUUCUUUUCCAGCUUUGGCAUCACUUGUGUAUAACCUAAUUUCUUCUUAAGCUGCUGCACUUCUGAUCCGCCUGGCAUUCCAGGGAGGAGAGGCGACUGGGUGCCAUAGAAUUUUAGGGAAUGCAUGUAAAGGAUAAUAUCAUAAACAAAUUCUUAAUAACUUGCAUUGAGAUGCUCAUUGGGUACCCUUAUUAAAAUUUAUUUCUCUGUACAAGCUUCUCAUAUAGCUUUGGCACUAUUUGUAUCUAUUUAUGUGAAGGAUGAAUCCUUAUACAAUUUGAUGAUAACUUGCAUUGA
This is a messenger RNA of Cryptomeria japonica (Japanese cedar), 2242 nucleotides long. RefSeq names its product aspartic proteinase A1. The coding region runs from base 95 to 1717 and encodes 540 amino acids. Lineage: Eukaryota; Viridiplantae; Streptophyta; Pinopsida; Cupressales; Cupressaceae. The transcript has 14 exons. Gene Ontology annotation, molecular function: aspartic-type endopeptidase activity. Gene Ontology annotation, biological process: lipid metabolic process; proteolysis. The record is from RefSeq and is a predicted model, not a curated record.